UGCUGCUUGGUCACAUGAUGGCUACCAACGGCUGUCAGCUGUUUGACAUGAUCAAAUUUCGGCUGUGAAGUGUUGGUACCCCAACUCUGGCUAAACCAGACCAAAGUCUGCGAGAGUUGGGUGAAUUAAGAGCUGAAAAUCCUUACCUGAAGUCAAGUGGUGAUGGAGGCAGAUACACUUGAGGAAAAGCUUCUCCUCUACGCUAAAGAGGGCAGUUGUUCUCAUAUUCAAAGGCUCCUUGAGUCGAGAAUAAACCAAAGCUCUCUCAACAUCAACUUCAGAUCUAGGUCUAAAGCCAGCUUAGGAUGGACACCCCUCCAUCUUGCCUGUUACUUUGGACACAUGGAUGCUGUGGAGAAGUUACUCAAGGCAGGUGCUGAUGCAAAUUUGCAGAAUAACAUGGGUGACACACCUCUACACAAAGCAGCCUAUACUGGAAGAAAGGAGAUUGUUCUGUUGCUGCUGCGGUAUGAUGCCUGUUCCAACAUAAUCAAUGGAACAGCUCAAAUCCCUAAAGAUGUCACAGAGGAUGAUGAAAUCAUUACAAUGUUAGAGGCUGCAGAGAGAAGAGCAACAAGGCGGUGGGAGGAGAAGCUUCUGGAAGCAGCCAGAGAGGGAGACAUUUCCACUCUGUCUAAACUGCUCAGUGGAAAAGAAGCUCCAGAUAUUCACUGCAGGGACUCGGUGGGGAAUACGCCCUUACACUGUGCAGCCUACAGGGGGCAGAAGCAGUGCAUUAUAAAGCUGCUCAAGUCUGGAGCCAGCCCCAGUACUAAAAACAACAAUGACCAGACAGCGUUAGACCUGGUUCGCAAUGAUGAACUGAGGCCAAUUCUAGCAGCCUUUCAAGACAAGGAUGUGAACAGUGGGGUCCAGAAGAUUGAAGGCCCUCUUUGGAAGAGUUCACGUUUUCUUGGAUGGCGAUCCCACUGGGUGAUAGUUGAGGAUGGAACUCUCUCCUGGUAUCCCAGACAGGCUGAUGCGCUGGCUGGUGUCAGAAAACAGGGCUGCAAGUCUCUGACACAAAGCUACUGCACGGUCAAACCAUGGGAUCAUUGCUUCUUCAUGCUCAGGUGCUUUGAUGACACUUUACAUUAUUUUAAGGUCCCCUCAAAGACAGAUUCAGUGGCAACAAGAAAAAGAUGGUUGGAUGCUUUUGAGGCACAUUCAUCCUAUAGCACUCGCCACUGCACCCAGGAACAGAUUAUCAAUGAUGCAGAUGGCGAUGGCGGCGUGACGGUGAGGAAUCUGUCACAAGCCCUUCAGGCUGCCAACGCUUCCCAGCAGCAAUUGGAGAGUGAAGUGUCAAUAUUUCUAUCGAUGGUGAAGAAUGAGGAGAAUUGUGCAUUGGCUGCCCCUCUUUUACUGAAAGCCAAAGAGACCAGUGAGCUCUCCAGUGAAACCUGUGCUGCUCUCCAUCUGUGCCUUGAACUGCUGUCAAAACAAGAGGAGGUGUGGAGCCUGAAGUUAGAGCAGGAGGUGGAGAAGAACAAAGCUCUGACAGAGGCUCUGCACACAUUGGCAACUGAGCACCACGAACUCAAGCAGUCCCUGUGUAAGAGCAGGAGGCCGUCUACUCUCAGUACCCUCACUGAAGAUGACUUCUAUGAUGCUGUAUCAGAGUCGGAGCUCUCGGUGAGCGGCUUCCUGUCUGUGGCCAGUCAAUCUUGUGAAGAGGACGAGGGCCAAGACAACCCCCUUCUCAGCAUCCUCCGCCAUCCUAGCGCCCUCAGGGGACCUACCGGAAUGUCAGGGGAGGGUAACCAUGGCAACCAACCCGCCCAGUACAAUGGAGUCGAGAAGCACAGAACAUCUCUACCGGCUCCCAUGUUCUCCAGGAAUGACGUCAGCAUCUGGAGUAUCCUAAAAAAAUGCAUUGGCAUGGAGUUGUCAAAGAUUGCCAUGCCUGUAAUAUUUAAUGAGCCUCUGAGUUUCCUCCAGCGGUUAACAGAAUACAUGGAGCACACCUACCUCAUCCACCAGGCCAACGCCACAACCGACUCUGUCGAGAGGAUGAAGUGUGUUGCAGCAUUUGCUGUGUCAGCUGUAGCAUCGCAGUGGGAGAGGACUGGGAAACCCUUCAACCCACUACUGGGGGAGACGUAUGAGCUCAUCAGAGACGAUUUGGGCUUUAGGUGGGUGUCAGAGCAAGUAAGCCAUCACCCUCCAGUCAGUGCCUUUCAUGCUGAGGGCCUCAAUGAGGAUUUUGUCUUCCAUGGUUCCAUCUACCCCAAACUCAAGUUUUGGGGAAAGAGCAUAGAAGCUGAGCCCAAGGGACUCAUCACACUGGAGCUGCCCAAAUAUAACGAAGCAUACACCUGGACAAACCCCACCUGUUGUGUCCACAACAUCAUUGUUGGUCAGCUUUGGAUUGAGCAGUAUGGCAGCGUGGAAGUGAUCAAUCACAAGACCGGAGAGAGAUGCAGCAUGAUGUUCAAGCCCUGCGGCCUCUUUGGAAAAGAGCUCCAUAUAGUGGAGGGAUACAUCCUUGAUAAAAGCAAAAAGAAGCUCUGUGCGAUUUAUGGAAAAUGGACUGAAUGCCUCUACACAGUAGACCCCGCUACCUUUGAGGCCCACAAAAAGACUGACAAAAAGAAUUUGGAUGAAAAGAAGGGCAAUAAACAGAGCAGUGUGGAUGAGGAGCCAGAAGAGAUGCCUCCACCUGACGCUGAGACAGCCCAGGUCAUCCCCGGCAGUGAGCUCAUCUGGAAGAUAACGCCACGACCAGACAACUCAGCCAAGUUCUAUGCAUUCUCUACAUUCGCCAUGCACCUAAAUGAGCAGGAGAAGAGCAUGGAGGGAGUUAUUCCCCCAACAGACAGUCGCCUCAGACCUGACAUCCGCGCCAUGGAGAAUGGAGAUAUAGAUUUGGCAAGUGCAGAGAAGAAGAGACUGGAGGAAAAACAAAGAAUGGCCCGGAAAAAUCGCACCAAAUCAACAGAUGAAUGGAAAACGAGGAACGCCGCACUUGGCCCAAGGUGGUUUCAGCAAGGACCCAACCCUCACAACAAAGCUCAGGACUGGCUCUACUCGAAAGGCUACUGGGACAGAAACUACACUCACCUGCCUGAAAUCUACUAAGAAGUAGAAAUACACACAAAUACCGUACUCAUGGAUAUCUACUUUAACCACCGUUUGGAUAUUAUCUGCUGUACUGGGGUUUGUGCAAGGGCUCCCUAGCACAUGCAAAAAGGUCAUGGAGUUGGUACAGAACAGCAGGUAGGGUUGGGUUGAGAAGAUAAGCUUAAAAAUGUCUUUAAAGCAGUCAAAAGGCAGUAAAACACUGAAUAAACACCAAAGGCAUAAAUUAUUUAAUAGAUGUGUGUGAACAAUGAAGCACAAAAACUCUUUUUCUUAUUUAUUGUGGUUGUUGACCACUUAAGUAUGGUAUAGGCAUGUUUUGAAAAUACUAGAAUGUCUUUUAGAAAUAUAUAUAUACACACACACACACAGAGUAUAUGUUAGAUAGGUGGAGAGUGUAAACAGCAACCUUGGUUUUGUUGUUGGUAGUUUGUCCAUAAUUUCUGCUGGCCGUGGAAACAUUUUACUCAUCAGCUUCAGUGCAGAGAUACACGAGGCAACACCUCUACCUACAGCUACAAUGGAGUGUACGAUGCAUCCUGAGCACAUCGAUAAGACGUCUAUUUAACUCUGACACUGAUUCUACUUUUCACUGCAUACUAUAAUGCAAUGAAAAGUAUUCAAAUAGACCAUUUGGGAACAUUUCCUUUUGUUUUCACUUAGCAGUACAAUUGAUGGUGCAUAUAAUUAGUGUUUAACUGUUCAAAAUCUGCUUGUUUGCAGAGUCUGCGUCAAUGGAUUGUAAUUCUGUGUCUGGCUGUUUCCCUGCAUCCCUUUCUCUGCAAAGAUGAUGGCAAGUAAAAUGUUACAGAUAACGUUACUAGGACAGCACUCCAAUUUAAUA
This is a messenger RNA of Sander lucioperca (pikeperch), 3925 nucleotides long. RefSeq names its product oxysterol-binding protein-related protein 1. The coding region runs from base 163 to 3081 and encodes 972 amino acids. Gene Ontology annotation, cellular component: intracellular membrane-bounded organelle; cytosol; membrane. The transcript is spliced from 29 exons. NCBI's taxonomy places the organism in Eukaryota, Metazoa, Chordata, Actinopteri, Perciformes, Percidae. The record is from RefSeq and is a predicted model, not a curated record. Gene Ontology annotation, molecular function: cholesterol binding; protein binding.